CAGAGUGAGUUCUGCAGGGUCAGAGAGCUUGGCUCUAAGUUUGUGCUUUCCUCAUGGGUCAGCUGGGGGUGUGUGAUGACCAUCCUGGAGGUGAGAGCACCACAUACAUGUGGGAAAGCCAUGCUCAGCGUUGACUGUCAACAGAAGCCUACUUUUUCCUCACACCACUGUCCUCUCUACAUGGCAGGUUUCAGCUAGGCCAUGGCCACACAGCAGUCCUCCCUCCUCCAUCCCAGCUGAUGCCAGGACACAAGGCUUUCUCCAUUGCUUCUGAGAUACCACCCUUCAGGCACAGGGGGGCACUGAGCCAAAAAUGUGGGAGGGACAUGGACCCAGCAUGAGUGUUUGGGCCUUUGAACACACUGUAUUGCCUUUGAUUUGGGUUUCCUUUUUUUUUAACAGUGUUCAGAAGAGCUCGAAGCCACAUGGUGCCCAUCACCCUGGAUGAAGCACACAAACACUCGGAGCUUGCUGUGUCCUCUGACCGCAGAACAGUCCAGCACAAGCCACCUGCCCAGCGGUCCAUCACCGAGGGCCAGCUCCCCGUUGUGGUGGGGAGGGAGGGCUUUGCCUCUGGGCAGCACUACUGGGAGGUGCUGGUGGGAAAUGGUCUGGACUGGGAGCUGGGGGUGCUGACGGAGCCUGUGAGGGGGACACUGAAAGAGAGGAGGUGGGAGGAGCUCCCUGAGGAUGGGGUCUGGUCGCUGAGAAGGGUGAGGGGGGAGUACUGGCCUGAGGAGGCCAAUGACAAGAUACUGUCAUGGAGCAGUGUCCAGCUACCAGUGGUUGGGCUGUACCUGGACUUAGAGCAGAGCACACUCUCCUUCUACAACCUUGGGACUUCAUACUGCAUCCUGGAAAUCCCCAUCAAAGGCCUUGAAGGGUCCACCAAGCUGUACCCCUUCCUCAGGCCAGGCCUUGGUGAGGCAGGAGAGGAGGGGAAACCCCUCACCAUCAACCACAACACAGACUGGGACUUCCCAAACAGUCUGGUCCAAAAUAGUACAAGAACAUCUGACCUGAGCUUCACUAAACCUCAUGGAUUCUGUGAAGAGGGAGAAGGGAGAGGGUAGGGGAACAGCAGAGCUGGUCAGUGAAAGUCCUGCUUUUCUCCAUGCAAACCCUGACAGUGAGGGUCAGACAAGUCUGGACUGGGAAAUUCACCAAGACCAAGAACCCCACCUGAGCAUGACAUUUGCGGUGCCACGUGCUCCAUCCCCUCCCCAGGGGAGACAUGGGAAGUGAUCAACCUGGACCUGUGGAUGCACCCACAGCUUCUGCAGUGACCACUGCCUUGGU
Molecule: messenger RNA, 1299 nt
Organism: Calidris pugnax (ruff)
Lineage: Eukaryota; Metazoa; Chordata; Aves; Charadriiformes; Scolopacidae
Product: E3 ubiquitin-protein ligase TRIM39-like
Exons: 2
Coding region: 426-1073 (215 amino acids)
Molecular function (GO): protein binding
Source: RefSeq, a predicted model, not a curated record